GGCGCGUCGCGCCUACGUCAUUUGGAAGCGCCACCAGAUAUGUCUGCAAGGCGAUCGUAAACGGGUGUUGCUCUUCAUGUAAAAUGUGUGAAGCACAAUUUUCAUCGGCUCUUCAGGAUCGUAAACAAUGUUUGCAGGAGCUCACAGACUUUACCGAAAGUUGUCAAGCGGAGCUGAAGGAUUUGCUGGAGGCGUUGGGAUGGAGCCCAGAGGUUGAUGCAAAUGCUACUCAGAUGGAAGUGUGCCCAUAUGAUCCAAACCAUACAGUACCUCGGGACAGGAUGGAGAAACACAAGGCUUCCUGUCAGCUUAGUCAGCUGGGAUACACUAAAGAAGAGCAGGCUGAAAUGUGUGACCCUUUAGUGUACUAUGAAAAAAUGAACAUUCCUUCCAUAAUUGUCGAUAAAGAGACGCUGCAGCAAGUAAUUCUUCAGGCUCAGGCAAAUGCCCCUCCCAUGAGAUCUGAAGGACUCUAUGCACAAUGCGAUUACUCUUCAGAUCCUCCUGAUGUACCUCACAAUCAUGAACGGGCAUUAUGCGAUCUCACUGUGGCAGACCGAUUGGCCCUUUAUGAUCACGUGACACAAGAGGCCAGCCAACAAUGUGCAAUGAAGGAAUCCAACAACGAGGAUCUUUAUGUAGAUCUUGUCGCUAAACUUAAAAAAGGUGAUGAACGGAGUGGACCAAAGUCUCAUCUGGAGGUGUUGGCUGAGAUGAGGGACUACAGGAGACGCAGGCAGUCUUACAGAGCAAAAAACGUUCACAUCACCAAGAAGUCUUAUACAGAGGUUAUUAGGGAGGUGAUUGACGUCCACUCUGAUGAGCUUUCCAGGAUUUGGCAGGAAGAGAAGGAGGAUGAGUCUAAAGCAUCACAUCAGUCAUCACACAGAAGGACGUCUGAGAAAGACAGAUCAGCAUCUGUCGAAUCACGUGACUCUCGUGUCAGCUCUCGAGACGAGCACGGGCGAAAACGGCAUCGCAAACGCAGUCGUAGUCGCAAACGCAGUCGAGAGCUCAGCAGAGAAAGGGAGAGCAAAAGUAAAAGGGAUUCACGUUCUCCAGAUGCAGAGAGACAUCACAAGAAAAAGAAGAAGAAAAGGAAGUCUUAAAAUUGUGUAAAUAAACUGUGGUGUGAUGUAAGGAAAUAAGCAUGUGCUGUUGUUAUUUUUAAUAUGGCCCAUUAUUUUCACUUCUCAUAUCAACUGUGUCAUAUUUUGUUUUUUGAAUAGUGUGCUACUGUAGAACGUGAAUAAAUAUUUGCCAAAAUGUUUUAGCAGUUUGUAGGUUUUGGCUUUAUUUAAUCUCCAUGGUCCUGAUAUGUCUUCAUAUUUUAGGUAUGUGACAGAAUUUUAAACAUGGUUAAAUGCUAAAACUAGUUGUUCAGAUAGAAAGAGCUUAAAAAAACUUUGCAGUGACACCAAGACCAUGUCUAUGGGU
Messenger RNA from Misgurnus anguillicaudatus (oriental weatherfish), 1437 nucleotides. RefSeq names its product small nuclear ribonucleoprotein 48 (U11/U12) (gene snrnp48). Lineage: Eukaryota; Metazoa; Chordata; Actinopteri; Cypriniformes; Cobitidae. Gene Ontology annotation, cellular component: cytosol; U12-type spliceosomal complex; nucleoplasm. The record is from RefSeq and is a predicted model, not a curated record.